AUGGAUUCUAGUACAUCUGCACCACGUAAAGUGGCAUUAGUGACUGGUGCCUCUUCCGGUAUUGGGUUUGCUGUCACCAAAGAAUUAGCUUUGAAGGGUUACAAAGUCUACGCAUGUGCGCGCCGUACUGAGCCUAUGAUACCUUUAGAAAAGGAGUUUGGUCAUGAUAUAGUCGUCAGAGUUAAUUUGGAUAUCACAAACAUCAAAGAAGUGAUGAAAUUUAAAGAACGUUUGAAUGACGAAUUGGUUGAUAAGAAGUUGGAUGUUUUGUACAAUAAUGCAGGUCAAAGUUGUACAUUACCAGCCUUGGAUGUCACUAUGGAACAAGUGGAACAAUGUUUCAGGGUCAACUUCUUUGGUCAUGUUAAUUUGUGCAGGGAACUAAGUGAAUUUGUCAUCAAUGCUAAGGGGACCAUUUUGUUCACUGGUUCGGUCUCUGGUAUCUUUAUUUUCCCCUUCGGGUCUAUCUAUGCUGCCAGUAAAGCUGCCAUCCACCAAUACGCACGUGUGCUUCAUUUAGAAUUGAAACCAUUUGGUGUACGUGUGAUUAAUGUGGUCACUGGUGGUGUCGAUACCAACAUUGCCGACACAAGACAACUACCGGCAGACUCUAUAUACAACUUCCCAGAGGGCCAAGCGGCUUUGGAAAACCGUCAAUUAAUGGCUAAGAACAAUAGACCAAUGAGCGCUGAAGAAUAUGCUCGUCAAGUGGUACAAGAUAUUGCCAGUGCCAAGGACCCUGUCGAUGUUUACCGUGGUAAGAUGGCCACUGUCCUAUACUUUGUCAGUGUACUCGUUCCAUACUGGCUGAUCGAAAUGUUUGUCGUGCACAAGUUCAAACUAGGAGCAGUCUUUGCCCGAGCCGCCGACGCCAAGAAGACUUUAUAA
Molecule: messenger RNA, 888 nt
Organism: Henningerozyma blattae CBS 6284
Lineage: Eukaryota; Fungi; Ascomycota; Saccharomycetes; Saccharomycetales; Saccharomycetaceae
Gene: AYR1
Product: acylglycerone-phosphate reductase
Exons: 1
Coding region: 1-888 (295 amino acids)
Biological process (GO): phosphatidic acid biosynthetic process; triglyceride catabolic process
Cellular component (GO): endoplasmic reticulum; lipid droplet
Molecular function (GO): triacylglycerol lipase activity; acylglycerone-phosphate reductase (NADP+) activity
Source: RefSeq, a predicted model, not a curated record